AUGGCAGAAGCCCAAAUAUGCCAAAUUACUGGUCUCGAUCCAGAAACAGCACGCCAAUAUCUCCAGAUGGCAAAUGGAGAUGUUGCACGCGCCAUUGACUUAUAUUUUUCAGGCGCUGAUGUCCGAAAACCAGCUGCCCAAAGAGCAGGCCCACAGCACGGUUCCGGUCCACGUAGUGGUUCUAAGGCUCCUCCGAAAAAGGAUGCAGCAAGUAUUGUUGACAACAUUUUCAACAAUGCUCAGAAACCUCAAGGAGGAAACCCAGAUGAAGACGAAGAAGGCGUCGAUAAGCACAAAAUUACAUUCUACAAGAAUGGUUUCAUUGUUGAUGAUGGCGAAUUUCGUCCAAAUGAUGAUCCAGCAAACGCUGAGUUCCUCGCAGCUGUUGAGAAAGGUCAAGUCCCUCGUGAAUUGAUGAAUGGCCGCCAAGCUGUCGAUGUCGAAGUCGAUGAUCAGCGUGAAAAAGAUUUCAAGGCUCCACCAAAGCCAUUUAAUCCAUUCCAAGGCAAGGGAUAUUCCAUUGGCGAUGGUACAGCUAGACCAGCACCAGCUGCAAUGCCAGCAGCUGCUCCAGCAGGAAAUCAAUCGAAGAGUUUCGCUUCUGGUGGCGAACCAACAACAAAACUUCGCGUCCUUCUUCCAGAUAGAUCGGUUCUUACACUUACUGUUAACCUUUCUGCUACAAUUGGAGAUGUUAAGAAUUAUAUCUCUCAAUUGAGCCCACAACACAGACCAUCCACAUUAAAAUUACGCGUUGCAGUUCCACCAAGAGAACUCAAUGAUAAUUCUGCAACAGUUCAAUCUGAAAGCUUAAAGAUGGCUCAGAUCCAAGUUUUGUAA
Molecule: messenger RNA, 840 nt
Organism: Trichomonas vaginalis G3
Lineage: Eukaryota; Parabasalia; Trichomonadida; Trichomonadidae
Product: nuclear envelope reassembly
Exons: 1
Coding region: 1-840 (279 amino acids)
Biological process (GO): autophagosome assembly; membrane fusion; proteasome-mediated ubiquitin-dependent protein catabolic process
Cellular component (GO): nucleus; cytosol
Molecular function (GO): ubiquitin binding
Source: RefSeq, a predicted model, not a curated record